This is a messenger RNA of Humulus lupulus (European hop), 3380 nucleotides long. Its product is annotated as kinesin-like protein KIN-7K, chloroplastic. The coding region runs from base 154 to 3213 and encodes 1019 amino acids. Gene Ontology annotation, biological process: microtubule-based movement. The transcript has 25 exons. NCBI's taxonomy places the organism in Eukaryota, Viridiplantae, Streptophyta, Magnoliopsida, Rosales, Cannabaceae. Gene Ontology annotation, molecular function: ATP binding; microtubule binding; microtubule motor activity. The record is from RefSeq and is a predicted model, not a curated record.
GAUUGAGAAAUGCCGUUUGCCUUUGAUGGUGGGUAUCGCUCGCUUCCAAGAUCUGACUCUCUCCGAUCAUAAAGAAGAUCCUCGUAUUGUGUGACUCGAUAUAUCUACGCAAUGCUUAGUGUGAUAUUGUUGGAGGAUUGACUCUGAGUGGUAAUGGCAUCAAGACAAGGAUUAAAAGUCAAAAAAUUGGGUCCAAGUAGCUAUAAACCUGCUAAUUCUCCUGCAUCUUCUACUACAUCGUCUUCAAAACAAUUCUUAGAAACUUCUAUUGAUGGUCAUAGCUCUCCUGCAUCUUCUUCAGCUCGAAGUAAGCCACAGUACUUCUACUCAGAUAAUAUGCCGUUGGAAGUAGAGAGAUCAAAAGAAAAUGUUACAGUAACAGUCCGUUUUCGUCCACUCAGUCCGAGGGAAAUUCGCCAAGGAGAGGAAAUUGCAUGGUAUGCCGAUGGAGAGUCUAUUGUGCGGAGUGAACAUAACCCAUCAGUAGCCUACGCAUAUGAUCGGGUGUUUGGCCCUACUACCACAACACGACAAGUCUAUGAUGUUGCUUCUCAGCAUGUUGUUAGCGGUGCUAUGGAAGGCAUCAAUGGUACUAUAUUUGCAUAUGGAGUGACAAGUAGUGGGAAAACGCACACUAUGCAUGGUGAUCAAAGGUCUCCUGGUAUUAUACCAUUGGCUGUCAAGGAUGCUUUCAGCAUAAUCCAAGAGACUCCAAACAGAGAAUAUCUUCUUCGUGUCUCAUAUUUGGAAAUCUAUAAUGAGGUUGUUAAUGACUUGUUGAAUCCAGCAGGACAAAAUUUAAGAAUUAGAGAGGAUGCUCAGGGAACGUUUGUUGAAGGGAUAAAGGAAGAAGUUGUACUUUCCCCAGCUCAUGCCCUUUCACUGAUAGCAGCUGGAGAAGAGCAUCGACAUGUCGGGUCUACAAAUUUCAAUUUACAAAGUAGCAGGAGCCAUACAAUAUUUACACUGACUAUAGAGAGUAGCCCAUGUGGUGAAAAUUGUGAAGGGGAAGCUGUGAAUUUGUCACAACUGAACCUCAUUGAUCUGGCAGGUUCUGAGAGCUCUAAAGCUGAAACUACUGGUGUGAGACGGAAAGAGGGAUCUUACAUCAAUAAAAGCCUACUAACUCUUGGGACGGUUAUAUCAAAGUUGACAGAUGCGAGGGCCACCCAUGUACCAUACAGAGACUCUAAAUUGACCAGACUCCUCCAGUCUUCAUUAAGUGGUCAUGGACGUGUUUCUCUCAUUUGUACUGUUACUCCUUCAUCAAGCAAUUCAGAAGAGACUCACAAUACGUUGAAAUUUGCUCAUCGAGCUAAACACAUCGAAAUUCAAGCUGCACAAAACAAAAUUAUUGAUGAGAAAUCGCUUAUCAAGAAGUAUCAAAAUGAGAUUCGUUGUUUAAAAGAAGAAUUGGAACAAUUGAGGCGGGGUAUAGUUUCAGUUCCUCAGCUGAAAGAUAUAGGAGAAGAGGACCUAGUCCUGCUGAAACAAAAGCUAGAAGAUGGUCAAGUUAAGCUGCAGUCUAGAUUGGAACAAGAAGAAGAUCAGAAAGCUGCUUUAUUAGGGAGAAUUCAACGAUUGACAAAAUUGAUCCUGGUCUCAACAAAAACAUCCCAAUCAUCAAGAUUUUCACACCGACCUGGUCCUAGGAGAAGACAUUCCUUUGGUGAAGAGGAGCUUGCAUACCUACCACACAAAAGACGGGACUUGAUCUUAGAUGAUGAAAACAUUGACUGUUAUGUGCCGAUUGAGGGAAAUGCUGAAUCACCUGAUGAUAUGCUAAAGGAGAAGAAGACCCGGAAGCAUGGAUUAUUAAACUGGUUAAAGCUACGAAAACGAGAUAGUGGUGUGGGAACUUUGACAACUACCAGUGAUAAAUCUAGUGGAGUGAAGUCUGUCAGUACUCCUUCAACACCUCAAGCAGUAAGUGGCAACUUUCAUUCAGAACCAAGAAAUUCGCAUUCCAUACCUAUGGAGAGCCCUAUGUCUGGAGAUCUUUUAUCUGGGUCUAGAGAUGACAGAGAAGAUGAGGAUAAUUUGUUGGGCCAGGAGACACCUCUGACAAGCAUAAAAUCAAUUGAUCAGAUAGAUCUUCUAAGGGAGCAACAAAAGAUCUUGACUGGAGAGCUAGCACUUCACUCUAGUGCUUUGAAGAGGUUGACUGAGGAUGCUGCAAGAAAUCCUCAGAAGGAUCAAAUCAAUGAGGAGAUGAGGAAGCUGAAAGAUGAAAUGAUGGCAAAAAACGAACAAAUUGCUUUGCUAGAAAAGCAAAUUGGGGAUUCCACCAUUUCUCCACAACACACAAUGGAUGCUUUUGAAGCAUCAAACUCUAUUGCAGAACUGAAGGCACAGUUGAAUGAGACAUCAUUUGAACUUGAGGUUAAAACUGCUGAUAAUCGUGUAAUUCAGGAUCAGCUGAACCAAAAGGUCUCUGAUUGUGAAGAGUUGCAUGAAGCAGUAGCCUCUCUAAAACAGCAGGUCUCCUCUCUAAAACAGCAGCUCUCUGAGGCACUAGAAAAUCAAACUUUCAGCCCUGUAGUCAGUAAUCCAGAAAGAGCCACUGAAACAAAGAGCAGCAAUGGAGAACUUAGCACAGAUAACAGGAAUGCAACAUCAAAAGAAAAAAUUGAUGCGUUACUUCUACAAGCCCAGGAGGCCGAGAUUGAAGAAAUGAAGCAAAAGAUGUCUGAAAUAAUGUUGGCAAAGGAGCAGCUAGAAGUUCGGAACCAGAAACUGGCAGAGGAGAGUUCAUAUGCCAAAGGUUUAGCUUCAGCUGCUGCUGUUGAACUCAAGGCAUUAUCAGAAGAAGUUGCAAAACUGAUGAACCAUAAUGAAAGACUAGCAGCUGAUCUAGCCGCAUCCAAGAACUCCCCCAAUCAGCGCAGAAGUGGCGGCAUGGUCAAGAAUGGACGAAGAGAGAGUAUGAAUAAGCGGAGCGAUCAAGGUGGGUCUGUUGCCGAAUUCAAAAGAGAACUGGCCAUGAGUCGUGAAAGAGAGCUUUCAUAUGAAGCUGCUUUUGUGGAGAAGGAACAAAGAGAGGCUGAGCUUCAAAAAAGGGUUGAGGAAUCUAAGCAAAGGGAAGCUUACCUAGAAAACGAGCUUGCCAACAUGUGGGUUCUUGUGGCAAAGUUGAAAAAGAGUCAUGGAACCGAAACAGAUGUUUCUGAAUCAACCGCAGAAAGUAGGCGAUCUGAUGGUUUUGGGUUGUGAAAAUGUUUGGAUGAAAAUAAUUAAGUGGGGUUUCUUGUAAUCUAACAGGAAUGGGCUUUGGACAGGAUUGGUUUGGGAGAGGGAGAGAGGGAGAGAGUGAGUGUACAAAUUUGUGUUCUGGAUUGCAGGGUUUUCUUGUGUAUACGAAAGAAGCUUUUUUUUCUUAC